Emericellopsis cladophorae is the source of this 1593-nucleotide messenger RNA. RefSeq lists its product as uncharacterized. The transcript has a single exon. Lineage: Eukaryota; Fungi; Ascomycota; Sordariomycetes; Hypocreales; Bionectriaceae. Bases 1 to 1593 code for a protein of 530 amino acids. Gene Ontology annotation, molecular function: ATP binding; protein serine/threonine kinase activity. The record is from RefSeq and is a predicted model, not a curated record. Gene Ontology annotation, biological process: peptidyl-serine phosphorylation; intracellular signal transduction.
AUGGCUCAGCCAGCUCCGCUACCCCGUGUUGCUCCUUCGCCAACCGUGAGUCAGAAGAUCGAGACCCCAGCGCCGCGCGAGGUGCCGAAGCGGCGUCAUGCUGGCUCUCGUGUGUGGUCCGAGCUUCGUGGCGCCAUCAAGGCUGUUGGCAGGACAAGCCAGGCAGGUACAGCAAGCAUGUUCAUGCCUGUUCAUGUCCGCUAUCUUAACAAUAUAGGCUCUGAGAUCUCGACACCCGUGGAUCUUGCACCGACCAAUACAGAAGCGGUUCAAGACCACACCCUGGUGGGGGAGCCCUUGGUGCGCGCAAAGACAGAGCCGCGGAUCGGCUCAUCGUCUUCUCGAUCACAGGGGAACAAAGGAUCAACGACGCGGGAUUUCGUUCGAAAACUGAAGCAAAUCGGACUUCCGAGCAAUGGCACAGCUCUUGCACGUAUUCCGCCAGGAAGGCGCGGCAGCUCCGUUUACAUUCCUCCCAACGUGCAAUCAGCUACAAGCAGUGAACAAGGUAGCACGCCGUUGACAGAUCGGAGUGUCACUGAAGGCUACUCUACCGAAAAGACAUCCACCGACUCGCGGACUUCUGUCCUCACAAAUGGGAAGUCAAUGCGCCGACCUAAGCGCCGUCUCCCUUGGACUCAGUCUAGCCCUGACUUCUCCCUCUGCACCAUAGCUGAAUCUGGCACGGAGCGCUUUGAACCUACAAUCGCUACCGUGGAAAGGGCCGCUGCUGCCAAGGUAUAUCUUGAGGUGCGGCUUAACGAGAAGCUGUACCUCGCAGACUCUCGUGCCAGAAGAAUGCGGCACCUAGAGGCCCAGCUUUAUUACAGCCCUCACCUGAGGGAAGGGGAAAAGGACAUCGUACGGUCCGGUGUGCUUACGCAGGAAUCUUGCCACUUGAGAGAGCUGCGAGUGCUCGAAGCAAAGAGUGAGGCCGCCGCCAGGGGCACCAUAGACGCCUCGCCCUUUCUGGAUCACUACGAACCGGUCAGAGUGCUUGGCAAAGGCAGCUUCGGCGUGGUCAAGCUGGUCCGAGAAAAGAACCAAGACCAGUCUGCAGCUCAGCACAAGCAAGUGUACGCUAUGAAGAUCAUUCGCAAGUCAGAAAUGCUGCGGAAUAGCCAGGAGGGCCAUUUGCGCGCGGAGCGAGACUUCCUUGUGGCUUCUGAACACGCAGAAUGGGUUGUUACUCUGAUGUGCAGCUUCCAGGACGCUGCCAAUCUCUAUCUCGUGAUGGAGUACAUGCCUGGAGGCGACUUUCUCGGACUUCUAGUCCGCGAGAACAUCUUGGUCGAGAGCGUGGCUUGCUUUUACAUUGCCGAGAUGAUUCUGGCUGUGGAAGAGACGCAUCGGCUCAAAUUCAUUCACCGUGACAUUAAGCCAGACAAUUUUCUCAUCUCCGCCACGGGACACCUCAAGAUCUCCGACUUUGGAUUGGCUUUCGAUGGUCAUUGGUCUCACGAUCUGUCAUACUAUAACUAUCACCGAUACUCGCUCUGCAAGAAACUGAACUUGGACCUCGCAGGAGACGAGACAGAUCGCAAGGAACGUCGCGAUACACAGAAGCAGGUUGACAGGAAUCGCAUGUUCUAG